Molecule: messenger RNA, 4644 nt
Organism: Coprinopsis cinerea okayama7#130
Lineage: Eukaryota; Fungi; Basidiomycota; Agaricomycetes; Agaricales; Psathyrellaceae
Exons: 16
Coding region: 1-4644 (1547 amino acids)
Biological process (GO): protein polyubiquitination; DNA damage response
Cellular component (GO): nucleus
Molecular function (GO): ubiquitin protein ligase activity; ATP-dependent chromatin remodeler activity; ATP binding
Source: RefSeq, a predicted model, not a curated record
AUGCUGGACACAACUACAAGACACUAUGAGUCUGUGCAAACGCCUCCUCCUCGUCGACCAGACGAUUUUCAACACCGUUGCGUGAACCUCAAGCUGCUGGAAGAAUUGGUGCAAAAGGCCCUGAAGGCUGCCCAAGGAUCGUCAAGAACGUUAAGAAAGCGGGGGAGGUCACCUGAAGAUGUCCAGAAUGCCUCAAAACGCGUCAAAACCGAUUCAGGCGCGGUCGCAACCUCCAGUAGCGCGACGGGGUACCAGUAUCUCCCCCAAAAUCAGCGGUCGUUCACGUUGGAACCUGGGGGUCGGGAUGAGGAAUCUGUGUCCAUCUUGAGGCAUGUGUUUGUUAUCGAAUACAGCGAGCUGAACCCAACGGGGUCGGAUGACGAACGGACUUUUGCCCGCCUGGUUACCCAGGUUAAUGAGCAGAAGAGCCUCGACAUCGGCGCCGUUCGUUUUUUCGAAGAGGGCGAUCACGUCGUUGCUGGUACGGACGAAGGACGCUGGCUGCUCUUCAUGCCCUCCCUUUCCCAAGAUGCUGACGACUACGACUAUUCGACCACGCCAGCCGUAUCCGACCUUCUGGCCGCAUGUGUGGUCCUGAGGGACGCCCAAAAGGUCGAGCUAGAGGGGAACGUGACGGUGGUUAUGGACCCCUCAGAACCGAGCAGCUUUCAGCUCAAAGUCGAGCUCGUCGUCUCCCUUGUUCUUCCCAACAUCUUCCUUUCCCUGCAUCGCAAAGCAACGAAGAAGAACAUACUAUUCGUCGAAAACGCCCAAAGGCGGAUGCUCAGCUAUGUUUACGGUGAUCGCGAUAGCACCGUCAACAACGAUAUCAACAUAUCCCACUUUUACUCGAUUCUUCAUGCAGCCAAAAACCUCUCUUCGAAACUGGCUGACGACGCGAUGCAGCCGGACCUUCUCAACCCCACCCUUCUGCCUUUUCAACGCCGGAGUGUCGGUUGGCUGCUAGGGCGAGAGGGGAGGGAUGUUUUGCCCGAUGGCUCUAUUGUUCCUUGUGCCAGCCUUGAGAGGCUGAUGUACUCAUUUUGGGAUACCAUCACCGAGGGGAACCACACUUGGUACUUCAACCGCCUGAGCGCUCAGCUCACUACCGAGCCCCCUGAAUCUCCUCCUCCCGCCUUUGGCGGCAUCCUUGCUGAAGAACCCGGCCUCGGGAAGACACUUGAAACCAUUUCGCUCAUUCUUCUCAAUCCAGCUCCUGACUCCAGAAACCCGAGCGUUACUCGAUGGGAUCCAGAGGCUCGUCUCGACGUCAAGGCGGUCAGGACGUCGCUCAUUGUCACACCCGUCUCUCUCGCCUCGCAAUGGAUUGACGAGAUUCGUGCACACGCUCCGUCCCUCAAGGUACUCGUCUACGAUGGCUGGUCCAGUGUCAAAGUCCCUAUCACCCGUACCAAACUUGAAGAAGAGCGCGCCAAGGGUCCAAAGGUGAAAGAGAAAGCACCAGCUAUCACUACUACAAAUGCGAAGAAGAAGACCCGUACCAAAACGAGACCACCCACGCACGAAGAGGUGCUCGCAGAGGAGUUGGCCAGGGACAAGGACGGCCAUCUUCUGGAGUGGUGCGACUACGUUCAGCAAUUCGAUGUUGUCAUCACCACAUACCAGGUGUUGAAGACCGACUUCAACGUCGCCAGGGCCGCCCCACUGCGCCCUCGUCGAGAGGACGUUGUGUAUCUCAACAUCGAGCGUCCGCGGAGUCCCCUCGUCAUGGUGGAAUGGAACCGGGUCAUCAUGGAUGAAGUCCAGAUGGUUGGUGGUGGAAAGGUUGAGGAUAUGGUGUCCUUGAUCCCUCGUCUUUCAUCCUUUGCCGUGUCGGGCACGCCGGCCAAGGCCCAAAUUUCGGACAUGAUUCAUGUCUUAAGGUUCCUGCGUGUGGAUGAUGUCAUUGGUUCCAGCAAGCUCUGGCACCGACUGCUCAAACCCGGAUUCGCCAGUGAAUUCGCAGCGUUCUUCCAAACCUACGCCAUCAGAACCACCAAGGCUAGCGUCAAGCAAGAGCUUACCAUCCCGCAACAGACUCGAUAUCUUGUCCCCAUCGAGCUCGGUAAAGUCGAGCGACAUGUCUACGACCAGACUCUCGAAGCUAUCCUCCUAGACCUCGGGCUCGAUGCUCGAGGAGUGGCAGCAACGGAAGGGUGGGAGGUGGAUCCCACUCUCCUUCGAUCCUCCAUUCGAAGGCUGAGAGGUAUCUGUACCCAUCCGCAAGUCGGCCAGCUGCAGCGACGGGGUGACAUGUACAAGAAGGGGGCCUUGAAGACGAUGGACGCUGUUCUUGAGAGCAUGAGGGACCAAAGCUGGAAGCAUGUAAUGGAACAUUGGAAGGCCAAGAUCCAUGCCAUGACCAGAUAUGCCCAACUCAUCCAACGUGACGAAUUCCGACCCAACCGACACCAACUCGCCCGCGAGGCUCUGGAAGCGGCGGAACAAGAAGCCAACAAACAUAUUGAAGAGAUCAACAACGCGCUCGCGGAGCACAAGGCGAAAGGCGAAGUUCUGAAGAAAGAGGCGGCCGCACGACGACGCGAACUGGCACAAUCGGAAUCCUCGGAGACGGAUAAAGGGAAGGGGAAGGCGGUGGCUGAGGAGACGUCUGACGAGGAUGACCACGAUGAUGAUGACAGCGACGAAGAGCAUGCGGAGGAUAAGGGGCUACCCAAGACCCCCGCUGGCAAGGAGCACCGCAGCAAGACGCAGGCGCUCAAGUCUCGCUUGAGGGAAGGGAAGCUUCUCCUGCAUCAAGUCAAGUUCUUGCAGGGUGAUGUUUUCCACGUGUUGGGAGAGGUUCAUGCGGCGGACGAGGACGCGGCUUAUGAAGCUGCGGAGAAGAUUCGACGUGACUUGCUUCAAGCGACGGAGGACGAAGCUACACGAGCGAUGACUGUUCUGCAGGAGGGGCCUGCGAGCGUUCAGCGGCCUUCGCAGGCUGAUCUCAAGUUGCCGGUGCCAUUCUUUGGUCAAGGCGGGAUACGCUCAUCUGAAUUGAUGGAAGAAGUCAACACGAUCAUCGAGGACGUUUUGAACCCUCAAACCAAGCUCCUCUUCAAAUGGCGAGCUCGCAUCAUGGAACUGCUCACCAAGAAGUUGAACCCGGGCGAAGAAGCCGACGGCAGAGAGUACGAGCGGAAUCUCGACGACCAGGGCGAGGUGGAGGUGCUCCUUCAAGCAUACGCUGCCCUCCUGGCCGAUCGUCGUGAAGCAUUGGUGAACGAACGAACUCUCUUGGCCGCACACGACGCUCGGGAUAAACGCCUCCGACAGACAAAGGCUGCCUCCAAGGCUGCUCUGGCCCUGGACUUUUUGAAGGAAAACCAGUAUAAUACUGCUUUGCAGCUCCCGAAGGACUUUGAAGUGAAUGCGGAGUUCCAGGUUCAGUAUAAGGAGAUGACGGAUGCGAGGAAGAAGUUGGUCGCUGCGUUGGGUGGCAGAGCUAUUAAGAGUGUGCUGAUCGAUCUGAACGGCGUUUCUGCUCGUAUUACGAAUAAGAAGGACCCAGAGCGGCUGAUUGUGAAUGAAGCUGUCGCUUCUAUUCGACGUCUAAUGCAGACUCAAGCCACCCUCCACGACAAACUGGAUGCCGACCUCGCUCUCAUGCGCAAAGCCUUCAAUGAGCGUAUCCUCUACUUCCGACAACUCCAAGAAAUCUCCGAUUCCGUAGCUGAAGUCGAAUGGGAGGAACCUACUUUGGAGAUGGCGAUUGAAGUUUGUGCGCAGAUGAGGGAGGACCAUGAUGCGAGGAUCAACACCGGUCGAGCUCGGCUGCGCUAUGUGACGAAUCUCGUGGAUUCGAAGGAGGGAAACGCGGGAGAGGACGACGAGGAGAAUCGAUCCAGGGUUGCUGUCAACCCUGAUACCGUCCAGAGGUUUACUGUCAGCACCGAUCCGACCGACGAAGCUCCCAAACAGCCUAUCAAUGGAGAAACCGUCCCUAUGUCCCGUCGAAAGAUUGCCUACAAUACCAUAGACAGGGAAGUAUACGACCAGAUCCAAAACAUGGAGUCCUAUGGAGACUAUGGAAGCAAGAUCCAAACUCUAAUCCGACACUUGCUCUAUGUUCAAACGACCGAUCCUGGAAGCAAGAGCAUCGUCUUCUCUGCUUGGGCUGAUUCUUUGCAUAGUAUCAGAUGUCUGAGGAUCGACCAAAACUCCAGAGGAGAGAGCGCUGCUAAGAAGUUCAGGACCGAUGAAGAAAUACUCGUGUUACUGCUCCAUGGUGAACGUGAAAAUGCGGGCCUCAAUGUUACUUUUUAUUGCUACUACGCCGAAGAUACCGUCGAGCGCAACAUCCUCGAUUUGGCGGCGAGAAAGGGGUUAUCCCUGUAUACCAAAGAAAACUCAGCUGGAACAUUAGAUGUCUCUUCCUUCUCACAGGAAGCUGACAAGGCUGUCGUCGAUUCGCCUGCCAAGAAACGGCAGAAGGGAGAUUUCAUUUUCAGGGUGGAUGACAUGCUGGCUGUACUCUUCCCUCAUAUGUAUGAGGAUAUUGAAUUUCUACUCCCUCCCUCGGAAGGCGGGACGCCUUCUGAAGAUAUUGAGAUGGGAGAUGUUGCUCGACAUGAGGACAAUCCGUUCAUCUCUCGUGGUGGACGGGUUAAUGCCGUUGCUGGACCUUCUCGUCUCCGGUAG